Messenger RNA from Beta vulgaris subsp. vulgaris (sugar beet), 692 nucleotides. Its product is annotated as probable small nuclear ribonucleoprotein F. The transcript is spliced from 6 exons. Gene Ontology annotation, molecular function: RNA binding. The coding region runs from base 192 to 458 and encodes 88 amino acids. Gene Ontology annotation, cellular component: catalytic step 2 spliceosome; U1 snRNP. Gene Ontology annotation, biological process: mRNA splicing, via spliceosome; spliceosomal snRNP assembly. NCBI's taxonomy places the organism in Eukaryota, Viridiplantae, Streptophyta, Magnoliopsida, Caryophyllales, Amaranthaceae. The record is from RefSeq and is a predicted model, not a curated record.
GCUCACAACCCAUUCGACUAUUCCCAACGAAACUCAAAAGUGAAAACCUUCAAAGGCCAAAACCCCUCAAAGGCCAAAACCCUAAUUCAGUAAUCCCUUCCCCAUCUCUACCACCGUCCACUGAUUGGCCUUCCAAUUUUCUUGGCCUCUUUUGUAAUUGGAUUGCGGAACAAUAUUGAUUAGGAAUCUUAAUGGCGACUGUCCCAGUAAACCCAAAACCUUUCUUGAACAAUUUGACCGGAAAGCCCGUCAUUGUGAAGCUGAAAUGGGGAAUGGAGUACAAAGGUUAUCUUGUGUCAGUUGAUAGCUACAUGAACCUACAGUUGGCCAACACGGAAGAGUAUAUUGAAGGCCAGAAGACUGGAGAUCUUGGGGAGAUUCUCAUCAGGUGCAACAAUGUCUUGCACCUUCGUGGAGUUCCUGAGGACGAGGAGAUAGAGGAUGCUGACAAUGACUGAAGAAUUCUGACAUUAUUGCUUGCAAUGUCGCUGAUAGUCUGUAAUGCGAGAACGCGUUGCAGAUCAAGUAGUAAUACAAAGCUCAUUUGAGUUAGUUCCUAGACUCGGCCACCGACUUCUUGGAGGACAUUAUACAUUCGUUUGUAAGAGAUUCAGCUUAACGAAUUAUAUUUCUUAUUGUGAUGGUUUUGGAAUCCUACUUCUUGGAUUUAUGUUAUCAGUAGAGUUGAAGAA